AUGGCGCCACCCCGGCCCGACGAGCCCGUCGCUGACUCCAAAGAAGACGGAGGGAGCUCACCCGAGUCCGAUACAGACGAACCGCCGCCGGAAAGACCCGCCGUUGCUGCGCGCAGAUCGGACCUCCACCAGGCCGCAGCAGCGCCGCUGCAGACCACCCCACUCCGAGGUCAAGACCGACCUCGACCACCGCCCCGCGCCGCCCGCCGCCAUCCAGGAGCCGGAUCUAGGAGGAUCGGGCUGGAUCCGCGCCUGCACGCCACCGCCCAGAUCGGGAACCCCGCGGCCGCCACGCCGCAAACGAGCCCGCCGCUCGACGUCGCGUCCCCACCAGGCAACCCCGCUGCCGAACUCCGAGCAUGCCGCCGCGCCGCCAGCCCCGCCAAAGCCCGGCGCCCCCACUCGACCGGCCGUCUUGCGCCAGCCGCGGAGCACGGGGGGGGGGGGGGAGAGGCCCGCCGCCGCCCCCACAAGCCGGGCUUCGCCGACGGUGUCGCUGGGCGGCGGCGAGGGAGGAGAGCAGAGGAGAGGGAGGUCGGGUCGCGGCGGAUAGGGUUCCCCCCGGUCAGUCGCGAGAGCGACACCGGAGGGGAGGGAACGGUCUUCCCCACCUGA
Aegilops tauschii subsp. strangulata is the source of this 615-nucleotide messenger RNA. The record is from RefSeq and is a predicted model, not a curated record. NCBI's taxonomy places the organism in Eukaryota, Viridiplantae, Streptophyta, Magnoliopsida, Poales, Poaceae.